Messenger RNA from Lathyrus oleraceus (garden pea), 852 nucleotides. RefSeq lists its product as uncharacterized. The transcript has 5 exons. Bases 1 to 852 code for a protein of 283 amino acids. Lineage: Eukaryota; Viridiplantae; Streptophyta; Magnoliopsida; Fabales; Fabaceae. Gene Ontology annotation, cellular component: replication fork. Gene Ontology annotation, biological process: DNA replication. The record is from RefSeq and is a predicted model, not a curated record.
AUGGCAUUGAUGGAGAGUGAGAGGCUCCAUAUUCCUGAAGAGUUACUAAUUAGAGAUUUUGUGGACUCAAUUCAAGCAAUUGUUACAAGUACAUAUUUAGGUCUACUUCAAAAUUACACAAAUCUAGAUUUCCUUUCGUGUCGAACAAUUCUAGCAUCAAUUAUUGAAAUAGUUGACGACAUAAAUGACUACAUAGCUAAUCUUCUUCCAGGUGACUGUAAAGAAUAUUUGAGUUGUGAUUCCAUUGAUAGAUCGGAAGCAAAUGAUAAUCAUGCUUUCAAGCAUUUGACACCAAAAUUUUUGAGUUGUCUGAAAAUUUUUGGUUUGCCUAACCAUUCAUUGAAAUUGAAAAUUGGCACAACCAUCGUGUUGAUAAGGAAUUUGGAUCAAUCAGAAGGAUUUUGUAAUGGUACAAGGUUGACAUAUACUAAAUUAGUCAAUCAUGUAAUAGAAGCAAAGAUAAUUUCAGGUGCAAAUAUUGGAAACAUUAUUUACAUAACGAGAAUGUCUUUGUCUCCUUCUCAAUCUCCAUGGCCAUUCAAACUUAUCAUAAGACAAUUCCCAAUUAUAGUGUCAUUUGUUAUGACAAUCAACCAAUCUCAAGGUCAGUCGUUGGAUUAUGUUGGUCUAUAUUUGCCCAAGAAUGUUUUCAGUCACGGACAAUUUUAUGUUGUUAUUUCAAGAGUUAAGAGUAAAGCUGGAUUGAAAAUCUUAAUACAUGACAAAAACAAUAACUCUUUGACUGAAACAACAAAUGUUGUCUUCAAAGAAGUUUUUCACAACCUUUCACACACUACCAUUUUUGAAGAAACAAUACAAAUGACACCAUGCAAAUGUUAUGUCAUCUAUUAA